Cladophialophora immunda is the source of this 612-nucleotide messenger RNA. RefSeq lists its product as uncharacterized. The coding region runs from base 1 to 612 and encodes 203 amino acids. The transcript has a single exon. The record is from RefSeq and is a predicted model, not a curated record. Lineage: Eukaryota; Fungi; Ascomycota; Eurotiomycetes; Chaetothyriales; Herpotrichiellaceae.
AUGGGAGGGUGGGAUGCAGUUGCCGCGUCAGUGAGCGGUGUCAACCCUAGCGCCUAUGGCUCCCAAGGGGGCCCCAUGUACCGUCCCGUCGUAAAGCCGACUGAGUACACCGACGACACAUUAAUUACGGUUCCCGUACUGGAUUUGGAAGCUUUACAAGGAGGUCAUGGAUCGAACGACGAGGGAGCAUUAGGAGAACUCUCCAAGAAAGAAGGCAAACUCCAAAAUCGUUCGACAUUCUUCCGCCACAAGCCGUCAAGUUCCCAAUCUGCUUCGAACAGAAAAGUCAACGUCAGCAUUCGCCAGGGCACGAGGAGACAAUAUCUGAAGCAUUACGCAAAGGACGGCCAGGGGCGAUACAUCGGCACGGAAGACCCUGCAGAAGACUGUGUUUUGGACGGAGAAGACUCCAGUCGGUGGAGAGGCCAACCGACAGGAUCAGGGAUAGCUACAGCAGGAGGGACAUCGACAGCGGAUGAGACAAACCCGAAGGCCCCAGUGGAAACUCCCAAUGUGGUGAAAGAUGCAGCUGAUAGGAGAGGAAACAGGCCUAGCAAGCGGUCGACAAGGAAACGAAACCAAGUGAAAACAACACUAAAACUGUUGACGUGA